This is a messenger RNA of Racocetra persica, 456 nucleotides long. Lineage: Eukaryota; Fungi; Glomeromycota; Glomeromycetes; Diversisporales; Gigasporaceae. The record is from the annotation of a GenBank genome assembly.
UCGCUAGCGAACUCCUAAAAACAGAAGAUUGUUUUCCUCCAGAAACAGUCCGUGGAAAAGUGGCAAAGUGGACUCGAAGUGCAGAUAUGGUUGAAUUAGCCUUUAAAGAAGUAUCGGUCAAACGACUUCCUCAUGACAUGCGUGACAACAUACAUGCACAAAUGACAAUUCUUAAGCAACGAUAUGAAGAGGCAGCUGACGGAAAUAUGAAAGAGGCACAAUUGAGAUAUGGAAAUUGUUUGUUUAAAGAAGAGGGCACACCAAAGGAUUUGGCUAAAGCCGCAGAAUAUUUUAAAAAAGCGGUCGAUAAUGGAAAUCCAACCGCUAUGUACAAUAUUAGAAAUAUUUAUUGCCAUGGAUAUGGAGUAAAGAGAGAUCUUGUAGAAGGUAAAAGGUUUUUAAAGUUGGCUGCUUAUCGUCAACAACCUCUAGCUACGAAAAUGUGUAAACAAAAGA